GGAAUGUUGCAUCGGAAGCAAUCGGAAUUGUAUUCGGUAGUUCCUCGGUCUAAAGGCAAGCCCGGAACAGACGCGUUUUCACACAAACGCCAGAUCACGUGAAUAUCCCGCAAUGCACAGACCAUCCGUCUACCGCGACGAUUGUUCACCACUACUCCGCAGUCAAGGGCGGGCGAGAGUGCCACUGAGGGCUUGUCAACCACAACCAUAUAGGCCCUGUUUCGAUGACCAUGCCGGGAAUUGUACAGGAUCGCCGAAAACGCCCCUCUGAGAAUCUGAGCGAGGAUGAAUCUCUGCCUUCAAGUCCCGGCUCAGAGGGCAGCAAACGCGCUCGCUAUGGAAACGACGCGUCACAAAUUUCAGUAACAACCUUAUCAACCGGCCGCAACCGUCCCCGAAUGCAACAGCAGCAACAUGACAACCUCCACGAUGAAGACGAGUAUAAGCAAGAGCCCCAUAAACCAGGAUCAAUUGUUCGCGUCAAACUCCGCAAUUUUGUGACCUACACCGCGGCGGAAUUUCAUCCCGGACCAAGUUUGAAUAUGGUCAUUGGUCCAAACGGAACCGGAAAGAGUACAUUAGUUUGCGCAAUCUGCCUAGGACUUGGUUGGGAGACAAAGAACCUGGGAAGGGCCAAAGAGAUUGGCGAAUUCGUGAAACACGGCAGCGCUGAAGCCACCAUCGAGGUCGAACUUGCCGCCAGUUCAGAUCAACGAACGAACCCUGUGAUCCGCCGAGUUGUCAGGAAGGAAGGAAACCGAUCCACAUUCCAUAUAAAUGGACGAUCCGUCACGCAGAAGGAAGUCGUCAGGCUUGCAAAGUCAUUCUCUAUUCAGAUUGACAAUUUGUGCCAAUUUCUUCCCCAGGAUCGAGUUGUAGAGUUCGCGGGACUUACGCCGAUCGCUCUCCUUGCCGAAACGCAACGUGCUGCUGCACCGGAAUAUAUGGUACAGUGGCACGAGGACCUGAAGACACUGAGGAACAAAGAGAAGUCUAUCGAAAUAGAUCAAUCCCAGGAGAAAGACCAUUUGCAACGUUUGCAAGCCUCUCAAAAUGCGACCCGGGAUGAUGUACGGCAUUGGCACGAACGGCAAAGUCUCUUAAAAGAAGCAAGCGCUCUGGAGCGGUGUCGACCGCUGAUCCAGUCUAAUAUCCUGAAAGACCAACACGCCCAGGUCAAAGCCCACAGGGAAGCUGCUAUCCGGGAACUUCGACAGCUAGAAGCUGAAGUCGCACCAACACGACAAGCACAGGAGGAUGCAGAGAAAUAUCAAGCCGACAUUGAAAAGGUCAGAGGUAUCCGAAGCAGAGCGGCAAUGAGCGCGAAUCAACAUGCUGAAAAGAUUGCCGCCGACAUAAAGGAGCAACAGAGCGCACUGAAAGAACUAGAAGGGAACAUUGAAGCCGAGAGAGGUGAUGAGAAGCAACGUCGCCUAGAUGCGAGGCGAAUCGAAAAGGUUAUUAGCGACCUGGAACUCCAAUUAAGUAACCCUCCCGAUGAUGCAAAUGGCGAGACUAUGAAGGCGAGACGCACUGAGUUGAGAGCCGAGGCUUCGUCUGCAGAACGACGGUGCAUGGAGCUGAGAGAAAAUAUGGACGCUUUAGCCGACAGGAUUCGAAACAAAAAGAUGGAACAGGCCAGGAAAGCUAGCGAAAGGAGCAAGCUGGAUACCCAAUCUGGACAACAGGCCAGUCGUCUACAGUCGAUUUCAAGGGACACCGCCGCCGGUUGGGAGUGGAUCGAGCGCAACCGAGAAAGUUUACAAUUACACGGCGAAGUACACGGUCCCCCAGUGUUAACAUGCUCAGUAGCCGAUCCUGCGCUUGCAGAUGCUGUCGAGGCACAGAUGAAAAUUACUGAUUUUACUGCGAUUACCUGCACCGACGGUAGAGAUGCCAGACUUCUUUCGAGUAAGCUCCUUGGCGAAAUGAAGUUUCAUCAAGUAUCUAUCAGAACGGUACCACAAGCUUUAUCCUCGUAUCGACCCCCAGUCACUAAGAGCGAGCUUGAGGGAUAUGGCUUUGAUGGCUGGAUGUUGGACUACAUCAAGGGCCCUGACGCAGUUUUGGCCAUGUUGUGUGAUAGCGCCGCCUUCCACCGCACGGCUUUCUCUCGCGCUCAACUUUCCAGCAGUAAUUAUUCUGCUGUUGAGCAAAGCCCCAUCGCAUCCUGGAUUGCCGAUGGGCAAAAGUAUCGCAUCACACGCCGUCGGGAGUAUGGACAGUCAUCCACAUCCGUUAUUAGUUUGAAGAAGGCUAGGAUCUUCACCGGUCAGCCCAUAGAUACAGAAAACAAACGACAGCUUGACAACAUGUUGAAAGAGCUAGACCAAGACAUUCGAGGUAUGACAGAGGAACGUGGCAGAGUCAAGAUCGAAAUGGAUAGGUUGCAAGGGGAACGGGAUGAAGCAAGAGCCGAACUGGAUACUCUCAAAGCAGAUAUGGAUCGAGCAGCAAAAGCAAAAGCCUUUUAUGAUUCUCUUCCUAUCAAAAUCGAGCAAAAGAAAUGUGAAUUAGACACUAUACGUCAGGUAAUGAGUGAGACCAGUCGACGUGUGUUGGAAUAUAAAGCCAAGAUAGAAGAGGUUGCCCUCCAAACAGCGGGGUAUGCAAUCGAGUAUGCUAAAGCUGUGGCUCGUCUACGCCAGAUGCAUGAAAACCUGGUUGAGGCCGAGAUUCGCUUCGUCGAAGCCUGCUCUGAGUCCCAGAUUCUCAAGGCCGAGAAUGAACACAUACUCCAAUAUGUGAAAGACAAGGAAAAGGAAGUCAACGAACUGAAAGUUUGUCAGCAGGAACUGAAAGCCCGUUACAACGCCAUUAUAUCAGGCAUUAGAGAAAGGUUUCAGGAAUUGACCGUCGAGGAAAAGGCCUUGCUCGAUGAUUUCCGACUACGCUUCCAAACCGAGGAAGAAUUGGAGAACCAGGUCGAAGCUGUGAAAUCGAAGCUAGGCAUGAUGUCUGAUGGUAACGCUAAUGCUGUGAAAGCCUUCGAGAAACGCGAGCAAGAAAUCGAAACGGUACAGGAGAGACUGCAAAGUUUCCAGGAAGAGUUGGACCAGACGAAAGAGCAAAUGAAGGCCACUCGAGACCAAUGGGAGCCACAAUUAGAUGCUCUAGUAGCAAAAAUUAGCGAUAGCUUCUCCCACAAUUUUGCGCAAAUUGGUUGCGCUGGACAUGUGGAGGUUCACAAGGAUGAAGACUUUGAGAAUUGGUCUAUUCAGAUCCAAGUCCGCUUUCGGGAGAACGAAGCUCUUUCUAUCCUUGACUCGCAACGCCAGUCCGGCGGCGAACGGGCGGUUUCCACCAUCUUCUACCUCAUGGCCCUCCAAGACCUUGCCCGGUCGCCUUUCCGUGUGGUCGAUGAGAUUAAUCAAGGCAUGGACCCUCGCAACGAACGCAUGGUGCACGAACGUAUGGUCGAUGUCGCAUGUCGUGAGCACACAAGCCAAUACUUCCUCAUUACGCCUAAAUUACUCACCGGCUUGAAAUUUCACCCAAAAAUGACUGUACAUUGCAUCGCCAGUGGAGAUCAUAUGCCAGAUGAAGGACACGAGAAGCUGGAUUUCGCCAAAAUGGCCAAGAUCGCUUUGCGAGUCAAGCGGGGAAUCCACAUGCCUGCGUAAUGUCUCUUCGAGAACAUGAUUUGCAAUGGCGCAACCAACUAUAUUAAUUAUAUCUGCAUCAAACGAAGGGCCAUGCUUAACGACGUC
Messenger RNA from Aaosphaeria arxii CBS 175.79, 3710 nucleotides. RefSeq names its product P-loop containing nucleoside triphosphate hydrolase protein. The transcript is spliced from 7 exons. Gene Ontology annotation, molecular function: ATP binding; ATP hydrolysis activity. Gene Ontology annotation, cellular component: Smc5-Smc6 complex. Gene Ontology annotation, biological process: double-strand break repair via homologous recombination. Bases 225 to 3623 code for a protein of 1132 amino acids. The record is from RefSeq and is a predicted model, not a curated record. NCBI's taxonomy places the organism in Eukaryota, Fungi, Ascomycota, Dothideomycetes, Pleosporales.